Micromonas pusilla CCMP1545 is the source of this 603-nucleotide messenger RNA. RefSeq lists its product as uncharacterized. The transcript has a single exon. Gene Ontology annotation, molecular function: structural constituent of ribosome; small ribosomal subunit rRNA binding. The record is from RefSeq and is a predicted model, not a curated record. Gene Ontology annotation, biological process: translation. Lineage: Eukaryota; Viridiplantae; Chlorophyta; Mamiellophyceae; Mamiellales; Mamiellaceae. Bases 1 to 603 code for a protein of 200 amino acids. Gene Ontology annotation, cellular component: ribosome.
AUGGUGCUGUACGACAUGUUCAUCGCGGUCAAGAGCACGGUCCCGCGGUCUCAGAUGGCGGACGUGCUGCGGAAGAUGGGCCAUCGCGUCCUCGACGCGGGCGGCGUCAUCACGGACAUCACGUCGUUCGGGACGCAGACGCUGGCGUAUCAGAUCAGGAAACAGGGGCAAGGGCACCUGGAGGUGCGCGUCGUCGGCUCGCUCGGCGCGUCGAAUCGUCGCGUCGCGCGUUCGCGCGUCGUUUCCGCGCGCGCGUCGAGACCUAAUCGAAUCGAACGACCGCGUUUCAUCGUUUCCCGCGAACAGAACCCGACGUACGUGGUCGCCGUUCGACGCGUCCCUCCCACCGCGCGCUCACCCUCCUCCUCCGCGAAUCCCCCCGCGCGCGACUCGCAGGCGAACUACAUGCAGAUGUCGUUCAACGCGAAGCCGGAGGUGAUCGACGUCAUCACGUACGACCUGAGGACGGACGAGCGCAUCCUUCGCUUUCUUCCGAAGAAGGUGAACAAAGGGCGGCCGCUGCGGAGCUUGAAAGAGUACAAGGCUCGGGAUUCGCGGAACCCGACGAACUUGCAGGCGAUGGCCGCGGAGGACGACGAGUGA